AUCAAACUUAAAUCCUUUGUCCCUUCACCAGCAAGUGAAACUCUGAGCACCAGACGUCUUGCCAUGUCCUUGUCUGGUUGUAGCUGCUCAUCCUGCACUGCUAUGGUAUCCAACUUAUUACAAUCUAAAUGACUAAUAGAGAAAUGUAUUGCAUCAUGAUCCAACAACUCUACAAUAGAACAGACUUCUUUUGGCUGCUAUUUCCAAAUCCUGUGGCCUGCUCUCUCUAAUUCAUAUCAUUUCAAAAAAAAGUUGGAUCAAUUCUGAGCCUCAAAUAGGAAACUUUGGAUCAACUGUUACUUUGGGAACUGUGCUCUAGGUGGAACAGUUUAAUGUGUCAACACUGCAGGAAUUCAUUCUGCUUGGCUUCAGAGUUGGACAACAAGGACGUCUGCUGCUUCUCAUCUCACUCACAAUGGUCUACAUCUUCACUUUGAUUGAAAAUCUGGUCAUCAUCUUGGUAGUAUCUGAAGAUGUUCAGUUAUCUCGUCUUCCCAUGUACAUUUUGCUGAGCAACUUUUCCUGGCUGGAGGUCUGUUAUGUAAGUGCUACAGUGCCAAGGAUGCUCUUUGACCUGUCCUUCCCAGGUGGGGUCAUCUCUUUCCAUGCCUGCUUCAUCCAAUUUUAUGUCUUCUUCUCCCUUGGCACCACGGACUGCUUCUUCCUCUCAGCCAUGGCCUUGGAUCGGUACUUGGCCAUCUGCUGUCCACUACGGUACACACAAAUUAUGUCUAAAAAGUUCUGUUUCCUCUUGGUGACUCUUUGUUGGAUUAUUGGCUUUCUCUGCUACAUUGCCCCUGCAUCCUUGAUCUCCAGGUUGUCCUUUUGUGGUCCCAACGCUAUUGAUCAUUAUAUUUGUGACUCUGGAGGACUUCUAGCCCUAGCUUGUCAUCCUCCAGAAUCUCUCUCUCUUUUCUGCUAUGUCACCAGUUCUACCUUAAUUCUGGGCACUUUCCUUUUUAUUAUGAUCUCCUAUGUGGGGAUUAUUUUCACCUUGGCAAAAAAGUCUGGUGAAAACACUGGAAAAAAGGGCUUCCAAACGGUGUCUUCUCACCUAGCAGUGGUGACCAUUUUUUACGGUUCUGUGGCCACAAUGUACAUUGGGUACACUGAAAAAAACCGUACUGAGAAUAUUAAAGUGAUGACAUUGUUCUAUUCGGCUGUUGCCCCUUUGCUUAACCCCUUGAUCUAUUGCCUCAGGAAUAAUCAGGUGAAAGGUGCAUUGUCUAGGGUCUUGAGAAAGAAGGGAGUUAUAUAGGGAAAUAAAAGCAAUUGUAAUGAAUUAUGUCAGGAUUAAGUAUUAGUUAUACUUGUUAGGAUAGAUCAAUAGCUGUGAAAGCAGGGAGGCCAAUUCAACUGUGGGCAAAGAGGAAUAACGAGAUAUUAUACAAAUUAAUAGCAGGGAACCAUUGCAGGGGCAUAAAAAGUUAGUAGUAGGGAACCAUUAAACCUUAAUAGUAGUAUUACCCUUAAUACCAAUAAUAUUAAUUCUUGUAGUUUUAAAAGUAGUAGAAAUAUUAAUAUCAAUAAUGCUGAUUCUUGCAAUUGUUAUUUCAAAGUAAUAUUUCAAGACGGAAGUGAUAUAAGAACAUUUCAUUUGCAUAGUUUCUCAAACUGACUAUUCUGAAAAAGUUUAACUUUAAUAGUUCUUUUGAGUAAGAAAUUGUUGAACUCAUAACCUUCAAAAGGAUACAGUUGAUAUCAGAAGAUGUCAAGAAACACACUCUGUUUUUAAUAUAUUGCACUUGUUAAUUGAUAAAGUACCUGUAAUUUAUUUUGCACCUAACCUGUAGCUACAUAACUAAUCUGUCUUCUCCUUUUUUACCCCACCUUCUCCUCUACCUCUCCCCAAUUUAAAUCCUACUUCUGUCUAGCCAAUUUAUGCAUCUAAUAAAGUGACCUGCAGUAGAUGAAAAUGUGUGUCCUUUAAUACAUUUUGUUAUUUGAUAAAGAUUCUUCUAUACUA
Crotalus tigris (Tiger rattlesnake) is the source of this 1966-nucleotide messenger RNA. RefSeq names its product olfactory receptor 11H6-like. Gene Ontology annotation, biological process: G protein-coupled receptor signaling pathway. Bases 416 to 1258 code for a protein of 280 amino acids. Gene Ontology annotation, molecular function: G protein-coupled receptor activity; olfactory receptor activity. The transcript is spliced from 2 exons. Gene Ontology annotation, cellular component: membrane. The record is from RefSeq and is a predicted model, not a curated record. Lineage: Eukaryota; Metazoa; Chordata; Lepidosauria; Squamata; Viperidae.